AUGAGUCUAGCAGCAAGUUUUAAUUUAAUUAGUGAAUUAUUACCUCUAUGCUUGUCAUCAAAAACUACUCAAGAAGAUUUGAUUAAACUUGUUUAUGAUCGAAUGAAUGAUUUUGUUAAUGAUGAAAGUAGUGAUAAAUGUGCUUGUGCUAUAAUUAAUCUUCUUAGUAAAGUUCGAUCAUGUUUAUAUGAUUCAUCAAAUGCUGAAUGUAAAUGUCAAUAUUGGGGAUUAAUUUUAAAAUUAUCUUCAUUUUCAUCUGAUAAUGUUCGAGAAACAUUUAUUAAAACGAUUCCAUUGAUUAUUAAUGAUAAACGUCUUUCAGUUGAAUAUUUUACAAAUGAUGCAUUGUUAUGUCUAUCAAAUGAUUUAUUCAUUAAUCUUAUUGUGAAUCUAUUUAAUCAUUUAUUAAGUGAUAUUCAUUCAAGUGAUGAAGAUGAAGAAGAAAUUACGUUGAAUCGUCGUUUAUGA
This is a messenger RNA of Rotaria sp. Silwood1, 468 nucleotides long. The record is from the annotation of a GenBank genome assembly. NCBI's taxonomy places the organism in Eukaryota, Metazoa, Rotifera, Eurotatoria, Philodinida, Philodinidae.